CACAUCCUAUCUGCUAACAGAGUAAACUCCAGAACAGUAGCAGAUAUGGCUCAUAGUAGCAAAAGUAUUCUUCGAAGGAGCAAAAGUGAGAGUUCUGACAACAACUCAGAAAUACCUGGGCCUCGUGAAUCAGCAGCAUCCCCGCCACCCAGCGCUUGCAGGUCGUCCUUUGAAGACACGCUGGCUUCUUCGUGUAAAUUCGGCCCAAGCUCUACAGAAAAUGAAUGCAGUCCGUUGAUAAUCGUAUCAAAAUUGGACUCGGUAUCCGCCGAGCGAUCACGCAAUACCAAUGAUUAUGAUCUUUACAACAUCGCAAUGGAAGAUGCAAACUCGCCUGGAGCGCAGCAGCAUCAACUCCAUAUGCACACUAUAAGUACAGUAGGCGUCGACUAUGACGACGAAGACGAGGACGAUUUGAUUCAAAAUGAUGGUAGAUCUCGGUCUUACACAAUAUGCAAUCAUCGGUGUCAGCAUCCACAAUAUUGUCUUACAACUCUGUUGUUGAUAGCUAGCUUGGUUUUAUUCGUUUCGAGUCUCGUCAUUCUAGGAAUAUCUUAUCAUUACUAUUCUAUAGUUUCGUCUCCGAAGGCUGUGUCCAACAAUAAUAUUAUAAUCAAUUCCCACGGCGGUGGGUUCGAUGAGGAAAGAGAAGCAGCGCUGAAAGGAAUAUUGUCAUCAAAAGCUUCUCUGAACAAUUUAUCGAAUGGUGCCGUUGCUUCGGACCAUCCAGUCUGUUCCAAGGUCGGUGCCGAUAUUUUGUCGAAGAAAGGAGGGAAUGCUGUCGAUGCCGCGGUAGCGACUGUCCUUUGCCUCGGCGUUGCAAACCCCGCCAGCUCGGGAUUGGGUGGAGGUGCAUUUAUACUCAUUCGAUCCAGCAAAACGCAUUUUGAAUCGAAACAGAAGCAACAGCAUACCAGAAACUCGUCGUCUACACUUUUGACUCCAGUGUUCGAUGAUGCCCGAGACUACACUAUCACAAACAACGAAGACCCCAAUUUUGUGACCGAGGUUGUGGAUUGUAGAGAAACUGCUCCGGAAAAAGCAUCUCGAGACAUGUACACAGGACUCCCAAGGCAAGCUUCCUUUGCCGGGGGAUUAGCCAUUCCUAUUCCUGGAGAAUUAAGAGGAUUGGAACUUGCUCAUUUCCGUCACGGGAGGCUUACCUGGAGCGAGGUGGUUGAGCCAGCUAGGUUGUUAGCAAGAGAUGGAGUUUUGGUGGGUAGCCAUCUUUCUGCGGAUAUCAAAGGGCUAUUCACGAGAUCUUUUCCUUGGCUCGGUGAAUAUGAAGACAACUUCUUGGCCAUUCGAAAGUAUCUUUCCUCUAGCAAUUCUACCGAAUACCUUCGAGAAGGCGAACUCCUUCGAAAUCCCAGCCUUGCAAAAUUGCUCCAAGAGGUUGCAGAACAAGGAGCAGAUGCCUUAUACAAGGGAAAGAAUGCGGAACUCUUAGUGAGAGAUAUCCAAGACUCGGGAGGAAUAGUAACUGUAAAAGAUUUGGAAACCUACCGAGCAACUCUACGAACCCCAAUCCGUGCCACUGUCUCGGGCUAUUCAAUAGUCGGCGUGCCACCACCCAGCUCGGGAGGAGCCGUCAUAAUUGGUAUUGCCCGCUUUUUGUCUGGCUACCCAAGGCCAUUUGCUUCAGCUUCUGAGACAUUGUCUGUUCAUCGAAUGGCUGAGGCGAUGAAGCAUGCUUUUUCUAUUCGCAUGUCUAUGAGUGAUCCGGCUUACAACGGAAACGUUACACAAGAUGCGGUCCGCGACCUAACCAGCAAUGGAUACAUGGAAUCCCUUCGGCGAAUCACAAGCGAUAAAACCACUCUCGGCCUCUCCCACUAUGGGGGACCCAAAUGGUCCCUAAUGCGCGAUGAUGAUGGAACAAAAGAGGUAGUGGACGCGCACGAAGGGGAUCGUCGAGAAAUACGACAUCUACUAAGCGAUGACCAGCAGAGAACCAAGCCUAGUACUCUGCCAGAGAUUGCUGUGGGCACUGGUGGAAUUCAUGCGAAAAGCAGGAGCAUACAGAAUCGCAAAAUGAGUCAGCGGUUUGGAUAUUUAGAGGACAAUGGCACUUCACAUUUAUCUGUUGUGGACAAGGAUGGCAAUGCUGUUGCCGUAACGACCUCUAUCAAUGGCAUUUUUGGAAGCAUCGUCUUCAGUGAAUCGACGGGUAUCAUGCUGGGCAAUACCAUGGACGACUUUGGGGUUCCUGGUGCUCCCAAUCAUUUUGGACUUCGUCCCUCCGAGUCAAAUUUUGUCGCUCCUGGAAAAAGGGUAAGUAGAAAUCAAUUAUUUGAAAGGACGAAGAAACCAUAUGCUUCUUUGACCUGUUAACAUGAACAAGCACCUAACACAUUUGACUGCAACUGCUCGUACCCUACAUCAGCCUUUAUCAUCGAUGAGCCCAACAAUGGUGUUUCGCAGGACUAAUCGUUCCGAUGUCAUAACUGCAUCCGAUAAUAAAUGGGAAAAUCUAGCCAUGGUCUUGGGUGGUUCCGGCGGACCUAAGAUCAUUACCGCUGUGAUCCAAGUAUUUUUAAACGUUUUUUUUCUUGGGAUGCCCUUGUUUGAUGCCAUUGCCAGGCCUCGUGUACACGACCAACUGUUGUAUCACGAGUCCGUCGUGACAACUACCGAGAGAGCUAUUCUGAAAGGAGGGACGAAAUCCAAUUAUACCGAAAUCACAAUCGAUGUUCCUCAACGAACAAAGGAUGCACUGUUGAAACGUGGGCACAAACUCAUUGACAUCGAUUACACAGGAUGUGUCCAAUCCAUACUCGUUGAUCCUGAUACCAAUACAUUAUCGGCCGUAAGCGACGUACGAAAAGGUGGAAGUCCGGCUGGAUACUGAAAUCUUCAUUCAGUACUAAACUAAGAUUGACUCGUAAACGAUAUUGCGUAAAGAUGAUUCAGGAACGAAGUUGACGAAAACGGAGUUUCUGAUGUAGCAACCUUCUACUUCGAAGCUCGAACCUAGCAAAUUGACCAAUGGCUCAUGGUGAAAGAGAAACUACUGCUCAAAUAGCAAACAAACCCAAAACGGGAACAGAAAAAUGACAAUGCUGUUGUUUAUUUGACUUUCUAUUGUUACACACGAUCAGAUGCCAUUACACUCGGUAUAACUAUGCUAUUGAACCGUGAUGGUAAUCUCCUCACCCGUCCCCUCGUACUUGAUCGAAGAUUUGAUGUUAAUAUACCCACUACGCCGAAUAUAUUCAGCCAAAGUUUUUAGUAGAAAGUUGUUAUCAAGCGGGUCACCCUCGACUUGCAAGACCUUUCCACUCCAGAGUGUCGCAGGAGCGCUGAGCGAUAAAACAUAUGUGGCUAGUACACCAUUUGAUUCAGGCGCAAUUGUUUUCACGUCUCCCUUGAACGCGUAACCACCAAUGAGAAAUAGAUUCACAAUUUGUCGAAUUCCCGACAAUAGCGCGACGGAGUCGGGUUUGUAACCGAUGUUGGGAAUCUUCGAUUCUGUAUUGGCGAAAUUUUCUUCGAGUUUAUCCAAGAUUUUACUUCCCACCUUCUUGUCGAAAGUGGGUAUCAGCAUUUUGUUGGUUAAAGUUGGAUCUCGUUGCACAAUGACAGGGACGAAUCUUGCCGUUCCAUUAGGAUUCAUGCUCGGUUCAGAUGAACCCUCAGGAGGGACCUGUUGUUCUUCAAAGACGUAUGGUGGAUCCUGUGUGACCUCCCGAUUAAUUGUUUUAUAUUGCGCAAAAGAAAUGAAAUCAAAAUAAAAGGGAUCGGUAAGGUCACCCUGUGUGACCAUUCCUGCCCCAAGAUUUUUCGUGUAUGUUUCGUACUCAGCAACUCGAAUAAGGAAAAAAUCCCGUUGGAACUGAUCCAUGGCCACGCAAUCCAUCUCAUCCAGAGCAUUGUAAGAGGAUCUCAUCAAAAGAACUGCAAAAUCCUGAGAUAGUUUCCGCCGCAAUAUCUUCGGUGGUUUAGGACGCAGUUUUCUCUUGGCAAUCGCGAGGACACUGUCCGUGUCUUUAGCUCGAACGGGUUCUGCUGCCGAGGCUGGGAGUUCCAGUGUCGUGGCCACCGCUGCAAGAAAACAGGUGUUGGCGAAAAGAUUUCGUCUUGUCGAAGAUGUACUCAUGAUAGGAGUAAUUUUAUCUAUGUUCGAUACUACUGUUGCCUGUUGUUCGUUCUCGAAGUCUCCUUCACAGUCAAACCGAAUACCUCUCAAUUGAACCAAAUUUCCAUCAUCUCCCCUCCCAAUAAAGGACGUCGCAGAAG
This is a messenger RNA of Pseudo-nitzschia multistriata, 4239 nucleotides long. The record is from the annotation of a GenBank genome assembly. NCBI's taxonomy places the organism in Eukaryota, Bacillariophyta, Bacillariophyceae, Bacillariales, Bacillariaceae.